AUGAGCUCCGAUCCCGCGCCUCAAAAGCCAGCGGGAGGUUUGUCACUCUACGCCAAUCUGUUAGAUGCGUCCGCAGACAGUCCCCCCGGAACGAUCUCUCGUGCGCCUGUUGUCUUCAGACAAGGUGCUGAGGCCGAAGCCCAAUCCGAUGACUCAGCUGCCAAAAAGCAGCAACUCAGUGCCGCUUCUCUCCGAUUUCAACCUACCAGACGGCCGCAACUUGCCACUCAGAAACAGAAACCCAAACCCACACUACCUAAGGCUCCUCUUGCUGCCACGCAGGCCGCCACAUCGGUCAAAACCACUCUGGCAGACUGGGCGGCUACCGAAGAAGAUGAUGUCAAUGGCUUUUAUGCCGGGCCGAAGAGACAGCGUGGUGGUCGUAAGAAGCGCAAGAAGAACCGGGAAGUACAGGAAUUCAUACAGAACUGGGAUGAUAUCUACGAUCCGUCUCGACCGAACAACUAUGAAGAGUACAAGCAUAGCGACGAGCAAAUAGCCGAAAUUCGAGAGUGGAAAGACCGCCUAUACGCACAUCGCAUGGCAAGAUCGCCCAGCAGGGAGUCAUACAGCGAUGAUGAUGAAUAUGCCCGGCCGAGAAACCGUCAAUUCGCGCCCCCCGGCAGUUUUGCACCGCCGCCAGGGCCCAACAUUGUUCCUCCUGGGCCACCUGCGGACCCUUCACCCAGUGGAGAACCGACUGAAAUCCAGAACGACAUAUCAAAGGGAGAGAUCUCUCCACCCUCGCCAUUACAUGAGCCACCAGCCCAAGUUCCGGACGACCCCACAGGCGAGGAUGCUUAUUUGCGGAGACUACAGAUGUCGACUGCAGGCAGUGCAACACUGCUCACGCCGCCGCCCCAGUCGCGGCCUCUAGAUGUCUUACAGCCAGCUUCAGCGACUAUAUCUCGCGCACCGGUCCGAUAUAAAUUACCUCCCCCUCCAGAAGAUAUACCUGCUUCGGAGGCGGAGCUCGAGGAAGUGUUCGCCAAGGAGCAGCCAGUUGAUGGAGACGCAGGAGACGAUGGUCAGCGCUCCCUUCGUCCGGGCCAGAAGGGCUUCGCUGAACGACUCAUGGCCAAGUAUGGCUGGACCAAGGGCUCCGGCCUCGGAGCCACAGGGUCAGGAAUUGUUAAGCCAUUGCAGGUCAAGGUUGAGAAGCAGAAGAAACGGCCCGACUCAGAAGGAGGCGGCUUUGUGACGCCUGCUGGACGGGGUAAGGUCAUCGGCGGUGCAAGGAAAAACGAAGAGGAAGGCAAAUUUGGCUCAAUGAGUGAAGUCAUUGUCCUCAAGGGUAUGCUUGAUGGGAUGGACCUUGAGACCGAAUUGGCUGGAGAUGAAGAAAGCGGAGGCCUUAUGCAGGAGAUCGGAGAAGAAUGCUCCGACAAGUACGGCCGUGUCGAGCGAGUCUAUAUCCCACGAGAGCUUAACCCCCCUGUUCCAGUUUUUGUCAAAUUUACCAAUCAGCUCUCGGCACUCCGGGCCGUCAAUGCUCUUGAGGGUCGGAUAUUUAAUGGGAACGCUAUCACUGCGCGGUUCUACGACACGCAGAAGUUCGAGGAAGAGGACUAUGAUGCUUAA
Aspergillus saccharolyticus JOP 1030-1 is the source of this 1581-nucleotide messenger RNA. Its product is annotated as putative G-patch DNA repair protein (Drt111). The record is from RefSeq and is a predicted model, not a curated record. Gene Ontology annotation, cellular component: precatalytic spliceosome. Gene Ontology annotation, biological process: mRNA cis splicing, via spliceosome. The transcript is spliced from 5 exons. Lineage: Eukaryota; Fungi; Ascomycota; Eurotiomycetes; Eurotiales; Aspergillaceae. The coding region runs from base 1 to 1581 and encodes 526 amino acids. Gene Ontology annotation, molecular function: RNA binding.